Molecule: messenger RNA, 3051 nt
Organism: Marmota monax (woodchuck)
Lineage: Eukaryota; Metazoa; Chordata; Mammalia; Rodentia; Sciuridae
Product: zinc finger protein 260-like
Source: RefSeq, a predicted model, not a curated record
AUGUCACUCCCUGUUAAGCAUCAGACAAUUCAUACUCAAGAGAAGGCCUGCAAAUAUAAAGAAUGUGUCAAAGCCGUUAGCCAUUUCUCAACCCUUUCUGAACAUCUGAGAUGGAAUAACAGUGACAAACUCUACAAAUGUAAAGAAUGUGACAAACUUGUGUAUCAAAGCUCACUUGAUACUAAACACCAGAGAAUUCAUCCUGGAGAGCAAGACUACUGUUGUAAAGGAUGUGACAAAUCCUUAAAGAAUUCUUCAAACCCUUCUCAAUAUCAAAAGAGUGAUAGUGAAAAUAAGUCCUACAAAUGUAAAGAAUGCAACAAUACCUUUAAUAAAAUCCAAAAUCUUACUCGUCACCAGACAAUUCAUACUGGACAGAUGCACUACAAAUGUAAAGAAUGUGAGAAAGAUUUUUAUCAAAAAUCACACCUUGUUGAUCACCAGAGAAUCCAUACUGGAGAAAAACCCUACAGAUGUGAAGAAUGUGGCAGAGCUUUUUAUCGAAGGUCACACCUUAUUAGCCAUCAGAGAAUUCAUACUGGAGAGAAGCCUUACAAAUGUGAAGAAUGUGACAAAGCUUUUUAUCGAAGAUCACAUCACCAUCAGAAAAUUCAUACUGGAAAGAAGUCCUACAAAUGUGAAGAAUGGUGCAGAACGUUUAAUGAAAAAACAUCACUUACUCAACACCAGACUCUGAAUACUGGAGAGAAGCCGUAUAAAUGUUCAGAAUGUGACAGAGCUUUUUUUCAAAGAUCACACCUUGUCAGCCACCAGAGAAUUCAUACUGGAGAGAAGCCCUACAAAUGUGAAGAAUGUGACAAAGCUUUUUAUCAAAGAUCACACCUUGUUAACCACCAGAGAAUUCACACUGGAGAGAAGCCCUACAAAUGUGAAGAAUGUGGCAAAGCUUUUAUUCAAAAAUCACACUUUAUAUGCCAUCAGAGAAUUCAUACUGGAGAGAAACCCUACAAAUGUGAAAAGUGUGAUGAAGCUUUUAGUGAAACAAAAUCACUUACUCAACAUCAGAGUAUUCAUACAGGAGAGAAGUCCUACAAAUGUGAAGAAUGUGGCAAAGCUUUUAUUCAAAGAUCACAACUUAUUUGCCACCAGAGAAUCCAUACUGGAGAGAAGCCCUACAAAUGUGAAGAAUGUGGAAAAGCUUUUCAUCGAAGAUCACACCUUGUUUGUCACCAGAGAAUUCAUACUGGAAAGAAGCCCUACAAAUGUGAACAGUGUGACAAAGCUUUUUAUCAAAGAUCACACCUGUGUCACUAGGUAAUUCAUACUGGAGAGAAGCCCUACAAAUGUGAAGAAGGGUGCAGAACUUUUAAUGAGAGAACAUCACUCACUCAACACCAGACUAUGCAUCCUGGAGAUAAGCCCUACAAAUGCAAAGAAUGUGACAAAGCUUUUUUUCAAAGAUCACACCUUGUUAGCCACCAGAGGAUUCGUACUGGAGAGAAGCCCUACAAAUGUGAACAAUGUAGCAAAGCUCUUUAUCGACGAUCACACCUUAUUAGCCACCAGAUAAUUCAUACAGGAGAAAAGCCCUACAAAUGUGAACAAUGUUGCAAAGCUUUUUAUCGAAAAUCAUACCUUAUUUGCCACCAGAGAAUUCAUACUGGAGAGAAGCCUUACAAGUGUGGAGAAUGUGACAAAGCUUUUAAUGAAAGAAAACCACUUACUCAACAUCAGAGUAUUCAUACUGGAAAUAAACCAUACAAAUGUGAAGAAUGUGACAAAGCUUUCAUUCAAAGAUCACACCUUGUUAGCCACCAGAAAAUUCAUACUGGAGAGAAGCCUUAUAAAUGUGAAGAAUGUGGCAAAGCUUUUUAUCAAAGAUCAAACCUUUGUAGUCACCAGAGAAUUCAUACUGGAAAGAAACCCUACAAAUGUGAGGAAUGUGGCAAAGCUUUUUAUCAAAGAUCACACCUUGUUUACCACCAGAGAAUUCAUACUGGAGAGAAGCCAUACAAAUGUGAGGAAUGUGGCAAAGCUUUUUAUCGAAGAUCACAUGUUACUAGCCACCAAAGAGUACAUAAAGGAGGAAAGUCCUGCAAAUUGAAGAGUUGAAAAGCUUUAAAUGAAAGAAUAUCACAUACUCUACACCAGAGUAUCCAUACUAAGCAGAAGCCCUACAAAUGUGAAAAUGUAAGAAACAGUUUUAUCACAGAUCACACUUUUUUAAUCGCCGGAGAAUCUUGCUGGAGAAAAGGCCUAGACGUGGAGAAUGUGGAAAAGCCUUUUAUUGAAGAUCACACCUUAUUUGCCAUCAGAUAAUUCAUGCUGUAGACAAGCCAUAAAAAUAUGAAGAAUAUGGCAAAGCUUUUUGAUGAAGAGCACACCUUAUUUGCUACCAGAAUUCAUAUUGGAUAAAAGCCCUACAAUGUGAAGACUAUGGCAGAGCCUUUUUAUCAAAGAUCACACAUUAUUUCCACCAGAGUAUCAUAAUGGAGAGAAACCCUGCAAAUGUAAAGAAUGCAACAAAGCUUUUAUUUGAUCACCACAGUAUUUAUGCUGGAGGGAAGCCCUACAUAUGAGAACAACAUGCACAGCUUUUAAUCAAAUAUUAGAGGUUCUUGAUAUUGAAGAGAAACUCUACUAAUGAGUGUAUUGUACCAAUUCUUUUAGGAAUGGUUCAACCUGUAUUCCACACCAUAAGAAUCAUAGCAGAGAGAAAUUAUUCAAAUGUAAAAAAAUGUGACCAUCUCCCAACAAUCACAAUUUACUAAGCAACUGAGAAUACAUACUUGUGAAAGAGAGUAUAAGUGAAAAAUUAUUGCAAAUCUCAUAGCUAAUCUCAAACAUUACUAAAGACUGGAAAAAUCCAUAUUUUGUAAAUUAAAAUAAUGUUUCCAAGCCUUUAUUCAAAUUUUCAACUUUCUUAAGCAUCUAAAACCUAAUACCUGUAGUGAAGGUGGCACAGCAUUUUUGUAAAAUAUAUGCCUUAGAUAGCAUCAAAGUAUUUACAAUAAAUAAACAAGAAAUAUUUUUAAAAAGCAUAAUAAAUUUUUCAUCUUUAUCUUGUAUCUUGAUGCAUAUGAGGAUUGG